AUGUUCUAUUUGAUAUGUACAUCGGUGCCUGUAAGUUUUAUUCUGGGAGUUAUUCUUUCAAUAGCAUACUGGACCUACAGAUGUCGGAGGCCACUAUUGUCAAUAGGCAUACGUUAUAAAAACUCGGCACUGACAGCUCAUAUUUUAUCAGCAUGUAAUUUUAAUGAACUCACGUUCGACCCACCUUGGUAUAUAAGAAAUCCACAUAUUCAGACAAUACUUCCGUACUUGAUGCAACACGCUAAUGUCGAAUUCGACCGCGAAUAUAUUCAAAUGAAGGACAGAGGAGUUAUAGCACUCGAUUGGGUCAAAUCAGUGUCAAAGAACACGCGCAAACGUUCUGCAGUUGUUCUUAUUCUACCAGGAAUAACGUCUGACGCUACAAACGUGUCUUACCUUUGCAAACUAGCUUCCAACAAAGGAUAUAAACCCGUUGUAUAUAAUCAGAGAGGGUUUGGGAACACGGAGCUUACAACGGCAAUGCUCCUCAACAAUUGCGAUCCAUCUGACCUAAGGCAAACAAUACAGUGCAUUCAGGACCGACAUCGCUUACCCGUUGUAAGUAUCGCGUACGGGACAGGAUGUGAUUUGCUGUUGUCAUACCUCGGAGAAUUCGGGUCAUCAGCUCGCAUAUUUGGGGGUGUAUGCAUUUCGGCGUGUUUAGAAAACGAGGACAGGCCUUCGCAGACGUUAAAAAGAGUAUACAACGUGUUGCACUUGUUAAAGCUGAAAUCAAUUAUUUGCAGAAAUUACUACGCACUUUCAAAGCAAAUAAACUUCGCUGAAAUGAUGAAAUGUUGGUCUCUAAAAGAGUUCGAUAAAAUUGUGUUCUCCAGAUUUUAUAAUUACAAAUCAGUAGAUGAGUUUGAAGAACAAAUGCAUCCUAUGAGAGAUAUUGAUGAAAUAUGCGCGCCUUUACUCUUCAUAAACAGUCUCGAUGACCCCUUGGACUCCAAAUGUGACCUGCUGUUUGAAUUAUGUGAUGAAUUUCCAAAUUUUAUGGCGAUUGUUUCACCGACUGGUGGUCAUUGCGGAUUUUAUGAUAGUCUUUUUGACGUGAGUUGGUCCGACAGACUUGCUUUGACUUACAUUCAGUCCGUUCUAUACUUUGGUAUCAAAUAGCUCUCAGUGUAUGUACUUUUGUAAACCGAGUGAUC
This is a messenger RNA of Dreissena polymorpha, 1157 nucleotides long. RefSeq names its product protein ABHD15-like. The coding region runs from base 1 to 1122 and encodes 373 amino acids. Lineage: Eukaryota; Metazoa; Mollusca; Bivalvia; Myida; Dreissenidae. The record is from RefSeq and is a predicted model, not a curated record. Gene Ontology annotation, molecular function: monoacylglycerol lipase activity; short-chain carboxylesterase activity. The transcript has a single exon.